Staurois parvus is the source of this 345-nucleotide messenger RNA. NCBI's taxonomy places the organism in Eukaryota, Metazoa, Chordata, Amphibia, Anura, Ranidae. The record is from the annotation of a GenBank genome assembly.
GUAAGGUGGGCAUUCUUCGCACUGACUUUCAAUGUAAGGGGCAUUCUUCCCACGGCCACCAAUGUAAGGGGCACUCUUCCCACGGCCACCAAUGAAAGGGACAUUCUUCGCACUGACCACCAAUGUGAGGGGCAUUCUUCCCAUGACCACCAAUGUAAGGGGCAUUCUUCCCACUGACCAUCAAUGUAAGGAGCAUUCUUCACACUGACCAUCAAUGUAAGGAGCAUUCUUCACACUGACCACCAAUGUAAGAGACAUUCUUCCCAAUGACCACCAAUGUAAGGGGCAUUCUUCCCACUGACCACCAAUGUAAGGGACAUUCUUCACACUGACCACCAAUGUAAG